AUGGGGGACAAGCGAAGGCACACCAUCCACACCAUGCCUUUAUGGGAGCGGGACUAUUCUGUGGAGAGUUGCAGCCGAGGCGGCCGGCGUUGUGUCCACGUGGUUGCCAUGGGGACCAGUGACAAACAUUGUCAGACAUUUACUGUCAACACCAGUAGUGAAAAGACGAUUAUUUGCGUGUCUGAAUAUGCUCGAGGGAUGUAUGACGAGACCGUGACGGUUUUGAACUCGCGCGAGAUCGAGAGCCCCGAGAAUUCUGACGAGGAGGUGGUGGUGAGGAGCGCCAUGUCGAAGUUCAACCCUCCGGUGCGGCACACCGCGAGGCACGACUUCGAUUCUGAUAGCGAUUCUGACUCGGAGCCCGAGAAGUUCUUGAGUAACUUAUCUGGAGAGGAUGAGUCUCCAGAAAGAAAACCUGACCUGAAACCAGAUAAAGUUCUAGAAGUAAAGAAGCAAGCUUCAGUUGAGAGCACUGGAAGACCCAAACUAACUCAACCGGCUAAAACUACGGACUCUUCUAAUUCUGAAUCGGACAGCGGAGAUGUGGAAGAAGAAAAAGUGGAGCCCGCGCUUGGUAGCGGUCGCAAGCGCGGCGGCGCGGGUGUGGUCAUCCCAGCAGAGGGCGCUUAUGACCCCAAGCAUUUCCAGGACCUGAAGGUGCCUCCGGACAUGGAGAAUAUAUUCCAGUACAUCAUGAAGUACACCCCUCAGAAGAUCGACAUAGAGUUUAAAUUGCAGCCGUUCGUGCCGGAAUACGUGCCGGCGGUGGGCGACAUCGACGCCUUCAUCAAGGUGGCCACGCCGGCCUGCAACGUGCGCGCGCAGCCGCUCGCCGACCAUGUGCUCGAGCAUAUUGACAACUUGGGUUUAACAGUCCUUGACGAGCCGGCGGCUGAACAGAGCGAUUCAGCCCUCCUACACUUGCAGCUCAGAGCCAUAUCCAAGACGAAUAGCGCCAAAUCUACCGUUUUAACGAAAAAAAUAGACAAUGCUGAAAAGAACUCGAAAGCAAUUGAGAGGUGGAUAAAGGACGUCAGCGAGUUGCAUCUGUCGAAACCGGCCCCCACCGUCACGUACACGAGCAAAAUGCCAGACAUCGACAGCCUAAUGGAAGAAUGGCCGGAAUCCAUGGAGGAAACCCUCAACGACGUCGGAUUCCCUCCCGCGACCCUCGACUGUUCUUUAUCCCAGUACGCGGACUUAGUAUGCGGAUUAUUUGACAUUCCAGUGGCGGGAGACACGCUGGAUGACAGGAUCAGGGCUCUACAUGUACUGUUCAGUUUGUACGCGGCUGUCAGCCAUUCACAGUUGUAUGUGGAGCGGCAGAAAGAGAGGGAGGAAGUAGAUAAGGUUGAAUAAAAUAGAUUUUGUAAGUA
Messenger RNA from Ostrinia nubilalis (European corn borer), 1376 nucleotides. It is a transcript of the gene IFT46, whose product is annotated as intraflagellar transport protein 46 homolog. Gene Ontology annotation, biological process: cilium assembly; intraciliary transport. Gene Ontology annotation, cellular component: intraciliary transport particle B; motile cilium; centrosome. The record is from RefSeq and is a predicted model, not a curated record. NCBI's taxonomy places the organism in Eukaryota, Metazoa, Arthropoda, Insecta, Lepidoptera, Crambidae. The transcript is spliced from 7 exons. The coding region runs from base 1 to 1359 and encodes 452 amino acids.